AUGGACGACGACUCCGGCGGGCCCCACCACCACCCACGUUCUCCGCCGCCGGACGCUAGCAAGCGGCGGCGCCUCCCCAACGUCCGCCUCGCGGGCUCCAUCCCCCUUCCCUCCCACCUCCCCCACCCGCGCCUCGUCCCCAUCUUCCCCGCCUCCAGGUCACGCAAACCCCACCACAACGACGACAACGGCCCCUCCUCUGAACCACCCCAAACCCUCCCAAAACCCUCCGCCGACAACGGCGACGACCUCGUCCUGGCCGACGCGUUCUCCCGCAAACCUAGAGUUCUGGCGCCGGAGGCGGAGGAGAUGGAGAUGGAGGAUGAGACGGAGGAGAAGGCGGCGGAGGUGGUGGACGUGGCAGGGUGGUUCUUGGGGAUGGGGAUGGGUCGCUACGCGGCGGCGUUCCAGGCGCACAAGGUGGACACCGAGGUGCUGCCCUGCCUCACCAUGGACGACCUCCGGGACAUGCGCAUCGGUGCCGUCGGGGCGCGCCGCAAGCUCUUCUGCGCCAUCCAGAGGCUGCUGCCAUCACGGAGGUGAAGCGUUUCUGGCAUUCCUGUGGGCGUGCUAGCUAGUUUGGUCUCACCUUGCUAGGGAACUUGGAUGCGUGGGUCCUAGGAAUAGGAGGUGUGAAAAGUGUGAAAAUGAGAAGGUUUGAUCUUUACUUAGUUGUGAAAUGGUGGCACGGUCAGUGGCACUGUAGCUUAGUGUGUAAUUACGGAAAAUGUGAAAUGGAAAAUGCUAACUCUAAUGUUUCGUUCUGUCCAAUGAUUUUAUGACCAAUGCUUUUAUGGGAAUGCUAGGAUGUUGUGUGGUAGGGUUUAAGCAUGAAAAUGUUCUGAUG
Messenger RNA from Phragmites australis (common reed), 847 nucleotides. RefSeq lists its product as uncharacterized. Lineage: Eukaryota; Viridiplantae; Streptophyta; Magnoliopsida; Poales; Poaceae. The record is from RefSeq and is a predicted model, not a curated record. The coding region runs from base 1 to 543 and encodes 180 amino acids. The transcript has a single exon. Gene Ontology annotation, molecular function: protein binding.